Messenger RNA from Oncorhynchus nerka (sockeye salmon), 1914 nucleotides. RefSeq names its product basic salivary proline-rich protein 1-like. Lineage: Eukaryota; Metazoa; Chordata; Actinopteri; Salmoniformes; Salmonidae. The transcript is spliced from 4 exons. The record is from RefSeq and is a predicted model, not a curated record. Bases 1 to 1914 code for a protein of 637 amino acids.
AUGAGUGACAUUCUUUCACCAAAUGUGUUCUUAAAACCCCCUCAGUGGGAUACGCUUCCCCCUAAUAACGGUCAAGACAAAGGUUUCCCCAAUCAGGAGACCAGGGUUCAGACCCCCCCCAAUCAGGAGACCAGGGUUCAGACCCCCCCCAAUCAGGAGACCAGGGUUCAGACCCCCCAAUCAGGAGACCAGGGAGACCAGGGUUCAGACCCCCCGUUCCCAAUCAGGAGACCAGGGUUCAGACCCCCCCCCCGUUCCCAAUCAGGAGACCAGGGUUCAGACCCCCCCCGUUCCCAAUCAGGAGACCAGGGUUCAGAUCCCUCCGCCCCGUUCCCCAAUCAGGAGACCAGGGUCAGAUCCCCCCCCCGUUCCCAAUCAGGAGACCAGGGUUCAGACCCCCCCGUCCCAAUCAGGAGACCAGGGUUCAGACCCCCCGUUCCCAAUCAGGAGACCAGGGUUCAGACCCCCCGUUCCCAAUCAGGAGACCAGGGUUCAGAUCCCCCCAUUCCCAAUAAGGAGACCAGGUUCAGACCCCCCCCCCGUUCCCAAUCAGGAGACCAGGGUUCAGACCCCCCCCGUUCCCAAUCAGGAGACCAGGGUUCAGACCCCCCCCGUUCCCAAUCAGGAGACCAGGGUUCAGACCCCCCCCCCCGUUCCCAAUCAGGAGACCAGGGUUCAGACCCCCCCCCCCGUUCCCAAUCAGGAGACCAGGGUUCAGACCCCCCCGUUCCCAAUCAGGAGACCAGGGUUCAGACCCCCCGUUCCCAAUCAGGAGACCAGGGUUCAGAUCCCUCCGCCCCGUUCCCAAUCAGGAGACCAGGGUUCAGAUCCCUCCCCCCCGUUCCCAAUCAGGAGACCAGGGUUCAGAUCCCCGUCCCCGUCCCCAAUCAGGAGACCAGGGUUCAGAUCCCCGUCCCCCAGGAGACCAGGGUUCAGGAGACCAAUCAGGAGACCAGGGUUCAGACCCCCCCGUUCCCAAUCAGGAGACCAGGGUUCAGAUCCCCCCCGUUCCCAAUCAGGAGACCAGGGUUCAGACCCCCCCCCCGUUCCCAAUCAGGAGACCAGGGUUCAGAUCCCCCCCCGUUCCCAAUCAGGAGACCAGGGUUCAGAUCCCCCCCAGGAGACCAGUUCCCCCGUUCCCAAUCAGGAGACCAGGGUUCAGACCCCCCCGUUCCCAAUCAGGAGACCAGGGUUCAGAUCCCCCCCCCCUCCGUUCCCAAUCAGGAGACCAGGGAGACCAGGGUUCAGAUCCCCCCCGUUCCCAAUCAGGAGACCAGGGUUCAGAUCCCCCCGUCCCAAUCAGGAGACCAGGGUUCAGAUCCCCCCCCCGUUCCCAAUCAGGAGACCAGGGUUCAGAUCCCCCCCCCUGUCCCAAUCAGGAGACCAGGGUUCAGAUCCCCCCGUUCCCAAUCAGGAGACCAGGGUUCAGAUCCCCCCUCCGUUCCCAAUCAGGAGACCAGGGUUCAGAUCCCCCCCCCGUUCCCAAUCAGGAGACCAGGGUUCAGAUCCCCCCUCCGUUCCCAAUCAGGAGACCAGGGUUCAGAUCCCCCCUCCGUUCCCAAUCAGGAGACCAGGGUUCAGAUCCCCCCGUUCCCAAUCAGGAGACCAGGGUUCAGAUCCCCCCCGUUCCCAAUCAGGAGACCAGGGUUCAGAUCCCCCCCCCGUCCCAAUCAGGAGACCAGGGUUCAGAUCCCCCCCGUUCCCAAUCAGGAGACCAGGGUUCAGAUCCCCCCUCCGUUCCCAAUCAGGAGACCAGGGUUCAGAUCCCCCCCCCGUUCCCAAUCAGGAGACCAGGGUUCAGAUCCCCCCUCCGUUCCCAAUCAGGAGACCAGGGUUCAGAUCCCCCUCCGUUCCCAAUCAGGAGACCAGGACAUUCCAGUGCGGCUCUUUUUGGCCACACGGGGGCGCCAUUAG